Molecule: messenger RNA, 1729 nt
Organism: Thermothelomyces thermophilus ATCC 42464
Lineage: Eukaryota; Fungi; Ascomycota; Sordariomycetes; Sordariales; Chaetomiaceae
Exons: 1
Coding region: 144-1505 (453 amino acids)
Biological process (GO): protein quality control for misfolded or incompletely synthesized proteins
Cellular component (GO): mitochondrion; cytoplasm
Molecular function (GO): ATP hydrolysis activity; ATP binding
Source: RefSeq, a predicted model, not a curated record
AGACAGACAACGUAGAGGACAUUGGCCCAAUCCAAGAGUACGACCGGCGAGUUGCGAGCGGCGUGCUCCGAAAUGACGAACACCAGAGGGGUGAGUAAAACACGCAAUGGGUCGGGAAGGCGGGCACCGCAACCGCUGACUCGAUGACGCCAGGGAUAAUUCAGAGCCUACAGCAUUUGCACGAGGAGCUGCGGCACUAUCGGGCGCCGGCCGUGGUUCACCCGACAGUGGAAUCCGUAAAGCCGAACAAGUCCCUUUUCUCAUGGUUCGGCAGCAGCAAGAAGAAGACGCCGAUCGGCGCGAUCCCUGACAACCUCCCGCGGGGACUCUACUUAUACGGCGACGUGGGCUGCGGCAAGACGAUGUUGAUGGAUCUCUUCUACGACACCCUUCCGCAAACCGUCCGCUCCAAGACGCGCAUCCACUUCCACAACUUCAUGCAGGGCGUGCACCAGCGGCUCCACAAGAUGAAGCUCCAGUACGGCACCGACGUAGACUGCGUGCCCUUCGUGGCGGCCGAGAUCGCCGAGCAGGGCAACGUGCUCUGCUUCGACGAGUUCCAGUGCACCGACGUGGCCGACGCCAUGAUCCUGCGGCGGCUGCUCGAGUCGCUCAUGUCGCACGGCGUCGUGCUCGUCACCACGUCGAACCGCCACCCGGACGAGCUCUACAAGAACGGCAUCCAGCGCGAGUCCUUCAUCCCGGCCAUCCAGCUCCUCAAGAACCGCCUGCACGUCAUCAACCUCAACUCCAACACGGACUACCGCAAGAUCCCGCGCCCGCCGUCGGGCGUCUACCACACGCCGCUCGACGCGCACGCCGCCUCGCACGCCGAGAAGUGGUUCCGCUUCCUCGGCGACCCGGACUCGCCCGACCCGCACCCGGAGACGCAGCGGGUCUGGGGCCGCGACAUUGUGGUGCCCCGCGUGAGCGGCCGCUGCGCCUGGUUCACCUUUGACGAGCUGAUUGGCCGCCCGACGAGCGCGGCCGACUAUCUCGAGCUGAUGCGAUCGUACGACGCCUUCAUCGUGACCGAAGUGCCCGGCAUGACCUUCCGGCAGCGCGACCUGGCCCGCCGCUUCAUCACCUUUGUCGACGCCGUGUACGAGUCCCACGCCAAGCUGGUGCUGACCACGGCCGUGCCGCUGCAGGAGCUGUUCGUCUCGCGGGCCGAGAUGCGCGAGUCGCUCCUGGCCAGGCGGAGGGAGAGGGAGAGGCAGGGCGGCGACGGUAAGGCGGACGAAGAGCUGGACGAGGCCGCGGUGGAGGACGCGAUGAGCCACAUGAUGGACGACCUCGAGUCCAACGUGGAGCAGCUGGCCAAGUCGAACCUGUUUAGCGGCGACGAGGAGGCGUUUGCGUUUGCGCGUGCCCUGUCGAGGCUGAGCCAGAUGGGGAGCAAGGAGUGGGUCGAGAGGGGUAUGGGCCUGGAAAGCAAGGGCGGCAAAGAGGAGCAUGACAGCUGGGCCAAGACUAGGAGCCGGCAGAUGGAGGACAGCAUGUGAGGAACGAGGUUGGUGAGAGAAGAGAGAGGGGAGCAGCGUGAUACCCCUUGUUACCCCUGUUUGAACGUGGGUUGGGUAUGGGCAUAGACGACGGCGCCAGCGAAGGAGUAUCGAUAGUAUAUAGAGGAUAGGGGUCACGGCAUAGCCAUGAUUGCAGCGUCUUGAAAUAGAAGAUAUUGGGACAUGGAUCCGUGAGAGAGUUGAGCGACAUCCGUACUUUGCCG